GGGAAUCUGGGGAGGGGGCUGGCUGGGAGUGGCCAGGGUGGCUCCAGCCCUCGGCGGCCCCUCCCCUCCCAUGGGGCCAUCCAGUCCCUUCCCCAGGGCUGCUCUUCCUAUGGCCUCUGACCCCCUCCUCCUCCUUACCCUGCUUUGCCGGGCGCACCCGGUGCCCAGCGAGUCCCUUUCCCAAACCUCCUGGGAGAAGGGGCGUGGGAGGAGGCAAAGAAACUUACAGGGAGCUGGAAAGGAGGGGUAGAGAGAGGAGAAAUAAAGACACCAGACAGAGGGAGACACGGACACACACACACAGAAAGAGAGGCCAACAGAGACUGAGAGACAGAGACAGGGAGACAAAGACAGACAGAAAGAGAGACAGAGAGACAGUGGGAAACAGACUAAGUCACUGAGGCAGAAAUAGAAGAGAGAGAGACAGAAAGGCAAAGGAGAAAUAAACAGAAAAUCAGACGCCAAAGAGAUACAGGAAGAAAGAGCCUGAAAUAGAGAUCGAGAAAGAGGAGAGAGAAGCCAGGCCGAGCAUGCCAGCUGGCGGGAUGGAGGGUCUCCUGGCGUGGGAGAUGUAGGGGCCGCAACCUGGGCGGAGCUGGGUGGGCAGAGGGAAGCGGGGCCUUGGCGGGGGUGAGGGGCAUGGGAGGGGCCGGCAUUCUGCUGCUGCUGCUGGCUGGGGCGGGGGCGGGGGCGGCCUGGAGACCCCCGAAGGGGAAGUGUCCUCUGAGCUGCUCCUGCUCCAAAGACAGUGCCCUGUGUGAGGGCUCCCCGGACCUGCCCGAGAGCUUCUCCCCAACCCUGCUGUCACUCUCCCUCGUCAGGACUGGAGUCACCCAGCUGAAGGCCGGCAGCUUCCUGAGGGUGCCAACGCUGCACCUGCUCCUCUUCACAUCCAACUCCUUCUCGGUGAUUGAGGACGAUGCAUUUGCGGGACUGUCCCACCUGCAGUACCUCUUCAUCGAGGACAAUGAGAUCGGCACCAUCUCUAAGAACGCUCUCAGAGGACUUCGUUCACUCACACACCUAAGCCUGGCCAAUAACCACCUUGAGACCCUCCCCAGAUUCCUGUUCCGAGGCCUGGAGACCCUGACUCAUGUGGACCUCCGCGGGAACCCGUUCCAGUGUGACUGCCGUGUCCUCUGGCUGCUGCAGUGGAUGCCCGCCGUGAACGCCAGCGUGGGGACGGGGGCCUGCGCCGGGCCCGCCGCCCUGACCCACAUGCAGCUCCGCCACCUGGACCCCACGGCGUUCAAGUGCAGAGCCAUAGAGCUGUCCUGGUUCCAGACGGUCGGGGAGUCGGCGCUGGGCGUGGAGCCUUUCUCCUACCAGGGGGAACCCCACAUCGUCCUGGCACAGCCCUUUGCCGGCCGCUGCCUGAUCCUCACCUGGGACUACAGCCUGCAGCGCUUCCGGCCCGAGGAGGAGCUGUCUGCGCCCUCGGUGGUGUCCUGCAAGCCGCUGGUGCUGGGCCCGCGCCUCUUCGUGCUGGCCGCGCGCCUGUGGGGAGGCUCGCAGCUCUGGGCCCGGCCUGGCCCCGGCCUCCGCCUGGCCCCCACGCAGGCCCUGGCCCCGCAGCGCCUGCUGCGGCCCAAUGAUGCCGAGGUCCUGUGGCUGGACGGGCAGCCCUGCUUCGUGGUGGCCGACGCCUCCAAGGCGGGCAGCACCACCCUGCUGUGCCAGGACGGGCCCGGCUUUUACCCGCGCCAGAGCCUGCACGCCUGGCACCGGGACACGGACGCCGAGGCCCUCGAGCUGGACGGCCGGCCGCACCUGCUGCUGGCCUCCGCCUCGCAGCGGCCCGUGCUCUUCCACUGGUUUGGCGGCCGCUUCGAGAGGCGCACGGACAUCCCCGAGGCCGAGGACGUCUACGCCACACGCCACUUCCAGGCUGGGGGGGACGUGUUCCUGUGCCUGACGCGCUACAUCGGGGACUCCAUGGUCAUGCGCUGGGAUGGUUCCAUGUUCCGCCUGCUGCAGCAACUUCCCUCACGUGGUGCCCACGUGUUUCAGCCACUGCUCAUCGCCAGGGACCAGCUGGCCAUCCUGGGCAGCGACUUCGCCUUCAGCCAGGUCUUCCGCCUGGAGCCUGACAAGGGGCUCCUGGAGCCGCUGCAGGAGCUGGGGCCCCCGGCCUUGGUGGCCCCCCGUGCCUUCACCCACAUCACCAUGGCCGGCAGACGCUUCCUCUUCGCUGCUUGCUUCAAGGGCCCCACACAGAUCUACCAGCAUCACGAGUUAGACCUCAGUGCCUGAGACGGAGACCCUGGACAUGGCUGGCCAGGGGCUGGCAUGCAGUCCUAGGCCUCUGGACGCCUCCUUGACUGGCCUCCUGGCCCCACUUGAGGUGAUAGCUGGCCUUGUGAGAUGCUGACCACAGGCCGAGCUCGAGGCAAGAGCUGCCCCUCCAGUCUUAAGCAACAUCUUGGCUGGAGCUAGAUGCCCCACCAAGGGUGACUUGGGGGCUCAGGCUGGGGCACUGCACGGAGCGGGAUACAGAAGUCAGGGAGGCGGUAACGUACGGAGCUCCAUGAGGUCUGGGAGCGCCCCCCUCAACCCACUCCCAACCCUCCUGCUCGCGCUGAAAGUACCGAGGAGGAGAGAGCUUUCUCUCCCCUCUAAACUCAAUCCGGCCAAUCGCUUUUAGUGCCCGCCUCCAUGACGUCACCAGUCGCUGGGCGGGUUUCCCUGCCUGGCUCGCUAACUUCCUCUGCUGCUUGUGCGCAUGUCUCCCGCCGAGGCGGAAGCCCUGCGUGUCGUCCCUCCUGCGCCUGCGCCUGCGCGGGGAAUAGGUGGGAAAGUGAGAGUUGGCGCCGGGAGCCCCGGGUACCCCUCCGGGUGGGUGACAGAGGCGAGGACAGAAAGCGUAUGAUCUCAAUAAAGGCGCUGUGAACCCGC
This is a messenger RNA of Ceratotherium simum simum (southern white rhinoceros), 2895 nucleotides long. It is a transcript of the gene LGI4, whose product is annotated as leucine rich repeat LGI family member 4. Gene Ontology annotation, molecular function: protein binding. The record is from RefSeq and is a predicted model, not a curated record. Lineage: Eukaryota; Metazoa; Chordata; Mammalia; Perissodactyla; Rhinocerotidae. Gene Ontology annotation, biological process: myelination in peripheral nervous system; neuron maturation.